Camelina sativa (false flax) is the source of this 294-nucleotide messenger RNA. The record is from RefSeq and is a predicted model, not a curated record. NCBI's taxonomy places the organism in Eukaryota, Viridiplantae, Streptophyta, Magnoliopsida, Brassicales, Brassicaceae.
UCCGAUGUCCCAACUCCGCCGCCCAACUGCUGCGUCACGUGUCUUGCGAGACUCAUCAGGAAACUGAAGAGAAAAGGAAGGUUGCUGCUGGCUACGACGGCUCGGAGACAAGCGAGCUCGUUGCAAUGCCGGUACGAUCCACUGAGCUAUUCACUCAACUUCGACGGAGGCGCGUGUGGUUCACUUCCCGAUGAUGAGGAUUAUUACUUUCGGUUCUAUGCAUUUUCUUCGAGAUACGUUACUACUAAUACUUUUAAGAAGAGACCAUCACUUCCACGUGAAUCCUUCUCUACC